Messenger RNA from Aspergillus clavatus NRRL 1, 1452 nucleotides. RefSeq names its product pantothenate transporter. Gene Ontology annotation, biological process: transmembrane transport. The record is from RefSeq and is a predicted model, not a curated record. Gene Ontology annotation, cellular component: membrane. The transcript is spliced from 5 exons. Lineage: Eukaryota; Fungi; Ascomycota; Eurotiomycetes; Eurotiales; Aspergillaceae. Bases 1 to 1452 code for a protein of 483 amino acids. Gene Ontology annotation, molecular function: transmembrane transporter activity.
AUGUCGUCCAGCAUCGAAAAAGCACCCCCCGCAGAACCCGCCCUAGAGCUCAGCACGGAGAAGGAACCUCCCCCGCCAGCAUGCGCUCCAGCACGCCAGAAGUGGUACCAAUGGUUCGCGCCGACGGAUACGCCCGCGGAGCGCCGGCUGAUCCUGAAACUGGACGGGCUCAUCGUCGUCUUCGUGUUUCUGGCGUACUGGGCGAAGGUGCUUGAUUCCUCGGCGACGAGUACGGCGUAUGUGAGCGGGAUGAAGGAGGAUUUGCAGCUGCUUGGGAACCAGCUGAAUUAUCUCAAUACGGUGUAUAUGGUGGGCUUCAUUACGAUGCAGAUACCGCUCACGUUGCUGAUGACCCGAUGUCCCGUCAACUAUUUCCUCCCCGCCGCGGACCUCCUCUGGGGUGUCUUCACCUUGGCGCAGUACAAGGCGAGCAGCGUCACGCAGCUCUACGCCUUGCGCUUCUUUGUCGGAGCGCUGGGCGGCUUCUUCUUCCCGGCUGUGCAGUGGUACCUCGGCAGCUGGUAUAAGCGGUCCGAGCUGGGCCGUCGCGGGGCCAUAUUCUUCAUUGCGAGCCAGGUCGGGAGCAUGAGCUCGGGGUACAUCCAGGCUGGCGCAUACGCGCGGCUGGAUGGGCGGUACGGGAUUGAAGGCUGGAGGUGGCUGUACAUCAUCUGCUUUGCGUGCACCAUCCCCAUCGCAUUCCUGGGUCUCUGUUUGCUCCCGAGCACGCCGGAGAAAUGCAACUCGCGGUUCCUCAGCGACGAGGAGAUCCAGCUGGCGCGGGAGCGCAUGGCCGCCGAGCACCGCGAACCGCGCCAGCCCUUCACGAAGCAGCGGAUCAUGACGAUCCUCCAGAGCUGGCGGAUCUGGGUGCUGGUCGGCUUCGCGUUCUUCUUCUCGCAGGCGGACGGCGUCUCCUCCAACAGCGGCCUGCCCAUCUGGCUGAAAGAAGAAAACUACUCCGUGGAGGCCAUCAACACCAUCACCACCGUGUCGCCCGCCGUGACCAUCGUCUCCUCCGUCCUCUGCGGCAUCCUCUCCGACGCAUACGACGCAAAGGUGGCCCUGAUCGCGACCACGGCGCUGCUGAACAUCUUCGCCUGCGUAGUGCUCGCCAUCUGGAACGUACCAACGGGACUGAAGUUCUCUGCGUUUUUCCUGUCCGGCACGGCCGACGGCAUCGCUGCCAUCAUCUAUGCCUGGGCAAAUGAGAUCUGCGCCCACAGCGCAGAGGAGCGCGCCAUCGUGAUCAGCUGCAUGAAUACCAUCGGCAACACGUUCGGGGCUUGGCUGCCUCUCUUCGUGUGGAAGACCGUCGAUGCACCGAGGUAUUUGAUCGGGUAUAACUGGACGAUUGCUCUUGACGUCUGUAUGCUAGGGAUGUUGGUUGUCUUGCGGCAUUUCUGGAAUCGCGAGAAAAAACUGGGUCGAGGGCCUGCUGGGGGGGUAUGA